GCGCUUUCACGUUAAUGGCGGGCGCUGGCGGCCUCUGAGCGGGACACAGAUAACCGCUGCCCGCACGGGGAGAGUUUUCCCCGCCUCCACCCUCCGCUAGCCGCUAGUUCUCGAGCUCGCCAGCAUGUCUGUGGUGCCGCCCAAUCGCUCGCAGACCGGUUGGCCUCGGGGCGUCAACCAGUUCGGCAACAAGUACAUCCAGCAGACCAAGCCCCUCACCCUGGAGCGCACCAUCAACCUGUAUCCACUUACCAAUUACACUUUCGGUACAAAAGAGCCCCUCUAUGAGAAGGACAGCUCUGUGGCUGCCAGAUUUCAACGCAUGAGGGAAGAAUUCGAUAAAAUUGGAAUGAGGAGGACUGUGGAGGGAGUUCUGAUUGUACACGAACACCGGCUACCCCAUGUGCUAUUACUGCAGCUCGGAACAACUUUCUUCAAAUUACCUGGCGGGGAGCUGAAUCCAGGAGAAGAUGAAGUUGAAGGACUAAAGCGCUUAAUGACAGAGAUACUCGGGCGUCAAGAUGGAGUUCUGCAAGACUGGGUCAUUGAUGACUGCAUUGGGAACUGGUGGAGACCGAAUUUUGAGCCGCCUCAGUAUCCAUAUAUUCCUGCACAUAUUACAAAGCCUAAGGAACACAAGAAGUUAUUUCUGGUUCAACUUCAAGAGAAAGCCUUGUUUGCAGUCCCCAAAAAUUACAAGCUGGUAGCUGCACCACUGUUUGAGUUGUAUGACAACGCGCCAGGAUAUGGACCCAUCAUUUCUAGUCUCCCUCAGCUCUUGAGCAGGUUCAAUUUUAUAUACAACUGAUUUCCUGCGCAGUGGAGAAGUCGAAGAAGCCGUCUCUAUGAGCACAGCGGUCCACAGUGUAGAAUAAUAAACAUGGUAGACAAGGUUUGGGUCUCUCCCUCCCCCAACCCCUAAACUGCUCCCCAUUUUCUAUCGUUUGGGUAGUAAAGUAACUAUGAACAACUAGGUAGUGGUGUAAACACGUGAUAAUGCUUAAUUUACUUUGAGUUCUACUUAAACUUUUUUUGUACAAUAUUAAACAAGUGGACUUUC
Echinops telfairi (small Madagascar hedgehog) is the source of this 1060-nucleotide messenger RNA. It is a transcript of the gene NUDT21, whose product is annotated as nudix hydrolase 21. Gene Ontology annotation, cellular component: mRNA cleavage factor complex. Gene Ontology annotation, molecular function: mRNA binding. The record is from RefSeq and is a predicted model, not a curated record. The transcript has 7 exons. NCBI's taxonomy places the organism in Eukaryota, Metazoa, Chordata, Mammalia, Afrosoricida, Tenrecidae. The coding region runs from base 125 to 808 and encodes 227 amino acids.